UGAAAGAGAAACAUCAAUGUGAGAGAGAGAAACAUCAGAUGGCUGCUUCCAAUAAGCAUCACAACUGAGGCUUGAACCUGCACCCUAGAUUGAGAGGUCAAUACCCCUGACUAACUAGUUGGGUAUUGCAAAGGGGAUGGAAAUCACUGUCUGUAGCAUUGGUGGUGGUUACAGUGAAUCACACUUCUGGGUAUUCAUGUCCUUGUGAAGACCCUUUCCUUUCAGUCUGGACCAGAAAUUCACCUUAUUCUACCACAAACUACAUGGGGUUGGCUGAUACUUGGUUGAAUCUGAGUCCCAGCACAGUUGAAGAAUAAAGCAUAGUUGCAUCAGUAAUGAUGGCUCACUCAACUGGGAGCAUCUCUCUGGAGACCAUCAUGCAGACAUCAGAGACUGGGUCUGACACAGGUUCGACAGUGACUUUACAGACAUCUGUGGCUAGUCAAGCAGCAGUGCCUACACAGGUGGUACAGCAAGUACCAGUACAACAACAGGUACAGCAGGUACAGACUGUGCAGCAGGUACAACAUGUCUAUCCAGCUCAGGUGCAGUAUGUGGAAGGAAGUGACACUGUCUAUACCAAUGGAGCAAUCCGAACAACAACAUAUCCUUACACAGAAACACAGAUGUACAGCCAAAACACUGGAGGGAAUUACUUUGAUACUCAAGGGAGUUCGGCACAGGUGACGACUGUGGUCUCAUCCCACAGUAUGGUGGGCACUGGAGGGAUUCAGAUGGGCGUCACGGGAGGACAACUCAUCAGCAGCUCUGGAGGAACCUAUCUGAUUGGCAAUUCAAUGGAGAAUUCUGGUCACUCAGUGACACACACCACUCGGGCCUCCCCAGCGACAAUUGAAAUGGCGAUUGAGACGCUGCAAAAGUCUGACGGUCUGUCCACUCACAGGAGCUCUCUUCUCAACAGCCAUCUCCAGUGGCUGCUGGACAAUUACGAGACAGCAGAAGGAGUGAGCCUUCCCAGAAGCACUCUCUACAACCACUACCUACGACACUGUCAGGAACACAAACUGGACCCAGUCAAUGCUGCUUCUUUUGGAAAACUAAUAAGGUCAAUUUUUAUGGGGCUACGAACCAGGAGAUUGGGAACUAGAGGAAACUCCAAGUACCAUUACUAUGGGAUUCGUGUCAAGCCAGAUUCCCCUCUUAAUCGUCUGCAAGAAGACAUGCAGUAUAUGGCUAUGAGACAACAGCCCAUGCAGCAGAAACAAAGGUACAAGCCUAUGCAGAAAGUGGAUGGGGUUGCAGAUGGUUUCACAGGAAGUGGUCAACAGACAGGCACAUCUGUUGAGCAAACUGUAAUUGCCCAAAGUCAACAUCAUCAGCAGUUUUUAGAUGCAUCUCGAGCACUUCCAGAGUUUGGAGAAGUUGAAAUCUCUUCUCUGCCAGAUGGUACUACCUUUGAGGAUAUCAAGUCACUACAGAGUCUUUAUCGAGAGCACUGUGAGGCAAUAUUGGACGUUGUCGUGAAUCUUCAGUUUAGCCUGAUAGAAAAACUGUGGCAAACAUUCUGGCGCUAUUCUCCCUCUACUCCAGCUGACGGCACUACCAUUACUGAAUCAAGCAAUCUGAGUGAAAUAGAAAGUCGACUUCCGAAAGCAAAGCUGAUAACUCUGUGCAAACAUGAGUCUAUCCUGAAAUGGAUGUGUAACUGUGACCAUGGGAUGUACCAGGCUCUGGUGGAGAUUCUCAUCCCCGACGUCCUUAGACCUAUUCCUAGUGCCUUGACCCAAGCCAUUCGAAAUUUUGCAAAAAGCCUUGAAGGUUGGCUUUCCAAUGCCAUGAACAAUAUUCCACAGAGAAUGAUACAAACCAAGGUUGCCGCUGUAAGUGCCUUUGCCCAGACUCUGCGAAGAUACACGUCGCUCAAUCACCUGGCCCAGGCAGCUCGUGCAGUGCUCCAGAACACUUCUCAGAUCAACCAGAUGCUCAACGACCUCAACCGUGUUGACUUUGCCAAUGUCCAGGAGCAGGCUUCCUGGGUGUGCCAGUGUGAUGACAACAUGGUUCAGAGACUAGAAACAGACUUCAAGAUGACUCUCCAGCAGCAAAGCACCUUGGAGCAAUGGGCUGCGUGGCUUGACAAUGUGAUGAUGCAAGCCCUGAAGCCCUAUGAAGGAAGACCUAGUUUUCCUAAAGCUGCCAGGCAAUUUCUGCUAAAAUGGUCUUUCUACAGCUCAAUGGUUAUUCGGGACUUAACCUUACGCAGUGCUGCUAGCUUUGGCUCCUUCCACCUGAUUCGUCUACUCUACGAUGAGUAUAUGUUCUACUUAGUAGAACAUCGUGUUGCUCAGGCAACAGGAGAAACACCCAUAGCAGUCAUGGGCGAGUUUGGUGACUUAAAUGCUGUGUCUCCUGGAAAUCUGGAUAAAGAUGAAGGCAGUGAAGUGGAAAGUGAAAUGGAUGAAGAACUGGAUGACUCUUCAGAACCUCAAGCCAAAAGAGAGAAAACCGAGCUGAACCAAGCAUUUCCAGUGGGCUGUCUGCAGCCUGUUCUUGAGAGCAGCGUGCAACCGAGCCUCCUGAAUCCGAUGCACAGCGAGCACAUCGUCACAAGUACUCAGACUAUCCGACAGUGCAGCGCUACAGGAAACACCUACACUGCAGUCUAAGGAAUAUUAAAGUAUUGAUUUGUACCAUCACAUGCACAAAAAAGGCAAGCAAGACACCUUAAGCUGCAAAGACUGUGUACCUACUUUAUUGUGCAUUAGGAAACGUUUACAGGUAAAUUUAAAUCAAAAAAUGAAAGAAACACUCUUCAUCUGACUCUCCUUUCUGAAUUUUUUCACCUUACCCUGUCCACCACCCCAAGAACUAUCUGUAUUGGACCAAAUGUAUUUACAAUAUCAUCUUGUUUAUUGAACAGUUUUAAAUGUAUUUAUGAUCAUUGUUUCCUUUAAUUUAAUGUUGGAUAUAUUUGUUUUGUUAGAGGAAUCUAAUAAUAAUGGGAAUAUUAGAUUAAUUAAAGUUAGGGAUUGGGGAUCCUCCAGGAUUCAACAUUUCUUUCAAUUGUUCAUGGUUUGGUCUAAAUUUGGACAGAUUGGGAAUUAAUAAAUAUUAUUAUAUUUCAACUUGACUCACUAAAAAUAUUCUGAAACAUUAAUCUUUGUUAUUAGUGUAGACAGUUCUAACAGUAGACAAAUAAUUUCUGUGAUCUGUGCUACUUUUAUUUCGUGUUCACAAUGACACACACACAUAUACAAUCACAAAGAUCUUAACAAUUUUGAACUUGAAUUGUGAAAUACAUUAGAAAAUACAAACAUAAUUUAUACAUUAGAGCAGAUUGGAGCAACUGCAAUUAACUGCAUUAUCAGACAUUUUAGUUCCAUUUUUUCACUCAUUGAAACUGUGACUUUUCUGAGUAACAUUAGACACUAAUACUCUCAGCAGGUUUAUUGACAAGUGACAAGGACACAUGUUAAGAACUUCUUAAUGUUUCUUGGCAUUGUCAUCGAACACUAGUCACGAAACAUAUCUAAAUAGACCAAGUGAUGCACUUUCAGUGAGGAAAAAUGUAAGGAAAGUGUGUUGGCUGUUUUUAAGUUACAGAAAAGGUUUUUUCAUGUAAUAGGAUUGAGUAUCAUGAGUAGUUUGAUCUUCACAUAUGCUUUGAGAAUCAUACCCAAAAGAUUUGCAUUCAUAAAGCUAGUGAACAAGAGGGUGAAAUGGGAGAACCAUUGCCUUGGAACACAGGAUCCAAUUUAAACAAUUUUUUUUGGAUAUUGAGUAGCUGGUCACUUUUUCAGGAUUUUCUUCCAAACUAUGUUUGGACUGACUGUGUAAGUCUUACUGCCUUUUCAGAAAUCUGCUUUCCUUUUUGUGCUUUUUCUUGUACUGUAUAGCACGGUUCAUGCACCUCUCUUUAGAUGGUGUACUUUAAAAACAAAAGUAAAAUUUAGAAAACGGUUUUAACACUGCAUAACUAAAAUUAAUAGUGUGCAACAUUGACUGCCUUGGAUUUGUAGUAGACAAGUGAACAUGAACACGUUCUUGUAGAAUGCUGUCGAAGUCAUUCAGGAAUGAAUACAGUUUCAUUACUGUAAUCAUGAACCUUUUUACAUGGCUGCACUCUCUAGAAGUGCUAAAUGUGAUGCAUUUUCAAAUUUUAAAAAUUCUUCAGAUGAUAUAUUUGAGAUGUCUAAAAUAAUGCUGUGCUUGAAACAUUAGUGUAAAAGAAAAAAAAAUGUGUGUCACUGUGAUGUUGGUCCUCCCUGUGUGGACACAAGUAGAAAGUAAAAACACUUUGGCAAGUCACCUUUGUGUAUUUGAGGCAGUGGUUAUAUACAGCAAAUUGACCUUCACUGUAGCCUCCCCUCCCCCUUGUUCUUGGUGAGGCAACGGCAGCCUGCAGCUGGCAGAAAAUCAAACCAGCCCUCUGGAUUGGUGUGAAUCACACAGGAACCCCGGGGGAGAGGUGGUCAUGCAGUGCUAUUGAAAACUGGGCUUGUCACUAGAUCAGAUCCAACCUCCAUGUAUAUGGUUAGAAAAAUCAAUUAAUGGAAUCCUAGUAUUUCUGCAAGUUUGAUGAUUUUUUAAAAAAACUGGAAUAGAAGCAUUAAUUCAGUGCUUAGUUCUAGUGUUAGAAAACCCCUUUGAUGUAAUGCCUUGUAUUAACCCUUUGAGCAUUGUAAGAUAGACAGCGGGGGACAAAAGCCUUUCGGAUCCUUUAUUUAGACUUAGACUGGUAAAAUAUACUCUAUAUCCAAAUGUCUAAUUAUGCUGUUUUUUUAAAGGGGGGAUAGGAAGAGAAAGUGUUUUCAUGCUGAACACUUGCAUUUUAUAUACAACUCUUAAUUUUCUUCAAGAGGGCUUGAUAUAUUUAUUCCCAAAUAUUCACUGCCAUCUAAGUAAGUGUACUGUUUACAGAAACAAAAUCGACUUUUCUAGCAUCACAGCACGACUCUAGAAAAGGAGGACAGUACAUGGGCCUGUGGACCCAUGUCACAGCCGGUCUCUGCACAUCGAAAGUACCUAGAUUGCCUUUACAAGGUAUGAGAAAGGAAGGGUUACUUUUUUUCCAAAACAAAACGAAACAAAAGAUCUCAUUUAUUUAGCUUUAGAAAGUACAGUUGUUAAGUAAGCCUUAGGAAGAAAUGAGUUCAAGUGGCUAAAGAAAAGCUGAACUCUUUGGGGGCAGGUAAUCUACCUGGAAUUAGAUCUCUCAUAGCAUAUUGUUUGGGAAUUUCAUACAGGGCAUAAUUUUAUUUAUGCUCCAAAAGUUAAUACUUUGUCAAAAAAUUAUAUAUAGAUAGAAUGGAGAGCAAAGCACUUGAUCUUAAGCUCACCUGUCAGGAGAUGCUCUAACUACUGCUUCUGGUGUCUGUAAAUGCCAGUCUGCUCACACAGUUGCCGACUCUGUGCAAGGGGCGCUCUGCGUGUACUGGACUCCUGUGUCCCUGCGAGACAGAGCACGGGAGCAGCGCCGUCUGCAGGCGUGCUCGCGCUGCCCUGGCCGGGUGCACCCGAAAGUACGACCUACUCCGAUGUCUGGCGAAAGGACAUCCGUAGCCUAGUGCAAGUCUGCCAUAAACAUGGCUUUUAGGCAGCUGAGGAGGUCAAACCAUGCAAAUCACUCGUGUGUUAACAUGCAAUACUCAAAGGGUUUUGAUUUAACUCUUCUUUUGAAUUCUUCAUGAUGAUUUACUGUAAAUGCUUCUCAGUUUGCAUGCUCUGAUCAUUGCUGCUAGUGAUUUUACGUGCCAGUAGACCUGAGUUUAGUUUACCAAUUUUACUUAAAUAGUAAAAGCCACUUACAAAGUGACUGCCUAGGAUUUUUUCCUUUUGUUUGAAGUAAUUGGUAAUAUGUUAUUUUAAAAAAUGUGUUUCAUCUCUUCUUUUAUUGGUUCUGGUAUUUGAUUCUUUCUUUCCCUCUUUCCUUUGUUCUUUAAAUAAAUUACGAUGUUGGGAUUGGAAGCCCUGAGUAAUGAAAUCUUUGGUAAGAAUUGUGUAUGUAGCUCAAUAAUGAUGACAACAAAUCAUUGUUAGAGGAAUUUUGAUUCUGGGGAGGAAAAAGAAAAUAAAAAGUCGCAUUGACUGUUGCUGACCAAGUAAAUUGUUCCUUCCACGAAUUAAUGGUUUUGAACAAAUGAUUGCCUUGUUUAAACCUGCUAACCACAAUUUUAAAUAACCCAAUAAAGGAGGUAUUGAAUUUUAUUCGUUUAAAAAGUAUCUUUUGUACCAAAGCAAAUUUUUUUCUCUACUCAUCUCCAUCAUCAAUUGGGACCUAUGGUGGUGGCCAAUGUGUUGGUUACAGAAACUUUAAGUGAGUGCCUUGAGAAAACUUGGAAAUUUGUGCCUGGAGUGGUAAACUUUUAAUUAGGUUAAUUGUAGUGCUUACCAAUCAGUAAUUCUACUAUCACUCAGGGCUUUCGUACCUUCUAGAUAAAACUUCUUUUGUUGUGUUUUUUUUAAAUACUGUAUUUUUUUUAAGUGCCAUCAUUUAAAUUUCACUUAGUAAGUGGCAGAUGUCAUUAUUCAGUCCCACAAGCACAGAAACAUAGUAACACUAGGAGAUGUUUGAACAUUUAUUUCACAGUCGACUGAAUAUAUUAUGUAAAUGAGGUAAGCAACUUUUGUAGAGAGUGUGUGUGUGAGAUAAUGUAAUGUUCUUUUCCAGUUUUUGGACUACAGUUGAAGAAACUUUUUAAUUAUUUAAAAACAUCUUUACCGAAUAACAUGUGAUGGUUUUUUUGUAUAAUGUAUUUGAUUUUGUAAAUACGUAUUUCCUGAUGUGAUUUUUGUGAGAAAUGCUAAAUCUUUUAGUAUAUCAUGUCCUCUCAAAAUUGGCAGGAGCUGAAUAAUAGUUUGUGGGCGAUUUGUAUUGUGUACUGUACAAUAACUGGGGAACUUUUAUAAUUAUAAAAAUAUAUAUUAACUUUUAGUGUGUUGUUUAAACAAAUGACUGGAACAUACUAAAGAUAUUAGUAGGAUUUUUCUGAAUAUUUCAGACUUGAACUCAGGCUAGCUUUCUUGUGUUUUUCAAAACAAAAUGGUGU
Molecule: messenger RNA, 7010 nt
Organism: Phyllostomus hastatus (greater spear-nosed bat)
Lineage: Eukaryota; Metazoa; Chordata; Mammalia; Chiroptera; Phyllostomidae
Gene: RFX3
Product: regulatory factor X3
Exons: 21
Coding region: 336-2627 (763 amino acids)
Biological process (GO): regulation of transcription by RNA polymerase II
Cellular component (GO): nucleus
Molecular function (GO): DNA-binding transcription factor activity, RNA polymerase II-specific; RNA polymerase II cis-regulatory region sequence-specific DNA binding
Source: RefSeq, a predicted model, not a curated record